Molecule: messenger RNA, 2272 nt
Organism: Tribolium castaneum (red flour beetle)
Lineage: Eukaryota; Metazoa; Arthropoda; Insecta; Coleoptera; Tenebrionidae
Exons: 2
Coding region: 122-2011 (629 amino acids)
Source: RefSeq, a predicted model, not a curated record
AAAUUAUCAGACUUGACAACUAUGCUGAGCACAGUAAAUGCAUUCACAGUCGUUUCCUGCAAAAAUUUUGCCACUGUCGUGGUAGGCAAACGUCAGAAGUUGUUUAGUUCAGACAGCAAUCAUGUUUAGACAGUGUUUCGACGUUUCAGUGUCAAAAAUUUGCAUUUUUGUCUUACUUUUGGGCUUCUUAGCUCUGUAUCUGGUUUACAUAAGUCGGUCCAGUUAUAGCGAUUUUUACCACAAAAUCGAAAGUGAGUACAAAUGGCACACGGACGAAUCCAACCCACAACUUAUAGUAGAACGUUAUUUGAUCGAAACGCAAAAAUGCAAAAUUUUGGAUGUACAUCCCUUCAAUCCCCAAGUCUUGGAUUACUUCAAGCGCGAGAAGUACAAACCUUGUGGUCCUUCUGAACUUUUGACUUACGUCACGAUUGACAAUAACAGGGCCUUUCUUCAUUUGAAUGAGAAAAUUGCGGGGAAAAACCAAAGUUUGACAUGUCAUUAUGCGAAAAUCGAGCAAAUGACAUCCAACUUCAAGCUUAAGGAUUUCCUCAACCAGGCUGUGUUUACGCCGUUUGAACGUAGUGUCUAUAUUGAUUUUGACCACGUUUACGUAAUGUGUUUGCUGGGGAAUAAGGUGGUUUAUAGAAACACACAUGCACCGAUAAUUUUGAGAGAGGAAAUAAUUGAAAGACAACAAAAGAUGGAAAAGCGAAAUGAAGCCUUCAGUGUGUUAAUUAUUGGAAUUGACAGUAUGUCCCGCUUGAAUUUUCUUCGAUCCUUCCCCAAAACCCACUUAUUCCUGAAGGAAAACAACUGGAUUUCAUUCAAAGGCUACAACAAAGUCGCUGAUAACACGUAUCCAAACCUUAUGGCCCUUUUGGCCGGAAUAGACGAGCCCACAGCUGAGAAAAAAUGCAGCAGUCGGAGCCUAACUGACUGCCCUUUGGUCCUCUUCGACUAUCGCAACCUAGGCUAUGCCACGGCUUACGCCGAAGACGAACCCUGGAUGGGCAAUUUCAUCCAGAACCAGAGAAGUUUCGACAAAACCCCCACCGACUAUUACUUCCGGCCCUAUUUCCGCAUCAACGAGAAACUAACAACGCGCAAAAUCAAUGGUUUGAACUACUGCACAGGCCCGGAAAAUUCCGGUGAAAGGGUGCUAAACCUAGCCAAAAAUUUCGCCCAAGCGUUGAAAAACCGGCCCAGCUUUGGCCUCUUCUGGGUGAACGGUUUUACACACAACUUGCUGAAUAUGGGCUCAAGUAUGGACUUGAAAAUGCGCGAUUUUUUGGAAAAAAUACGUGGUUCGGGUGUUUUGCAAAACACGUUUGUGUUUUUUUUGAGUGACCAUGGCUUGCGUGUUGGGAGUUUUCGCCAGACUACAAUGGGUUGGCUUGAGGAGCGAUUGCCGUUUAUUUAUGUUUGGGUUCCGGAGAGGUUUCAGGUCGAGUUUCGGCGGCAAUAUCACAACUUGAAACUUAAUGUGAAUCAGUUGACUUCGCCCUAUCACCUCUAUAUGACCCUGCAGGAUAUUCUAGUCCUGUCGAAGCAAAAUUACAAGGUCAAGGCGAGUCAAAAGUGCCCCAAAUGUCGGUCGUUGUUUGAAAGUUACGAGGAUAGGUCGUGUAAAGAGGCAGGGAUUGAUUUUCAUUGGUGCACUUGUAACACUUACACGGCUGUGAUGAAUGAGUCGGUGCUUGUCCAAAAUGCUACAGAUUAUGUCUUGAAGUACAUACAUCGGUUUAUUUCCGAGCAAAACGGUGACAAAAAGUGUGUAAAGUACACCAUUGCAAAAAUCAUCUCUGCGAGAAUUUCUGAUGAUCACACGCACAUUCUAUUGAUUUUUGAGACUAGUCCAAAGGCUGUUUUCGAAGUCACACUUUUGUAUAAGGCGGGAAGUAAGCAAACUUUAAGUAUCAAGGACGGAAUUAGCAGACUUGAUCGUUACACCAAGCACAGUUAUUGCACCAGCAAUCGUUUGUUAAGAAAAUUUUGUCAUUGUCGUUGAUUUGUAGGGAAUUGUCAGUGGUUUUGCGUCAAAUGUCGAUUGUGUGUUACCUUUCAAUCAUUAUUUCUCCUAACGAUUAAUAACACGUUUAAUGAGUAAUUGGGUUUGAUAUUGCCGCUGAUAAAACAAAUCGUUUGGAAAAAUUGCAAAAGUGAUUCAAUUUUUUUCUUAUGAGUUGGCACAAUACACGUUUACGUUAUAACAUUGUGAGAUUUUAAUGUGUUUGUGUGUUGGUUUGAAUAAAAAACGAUGCGAAAAAUA